Molecule: messenger RNA, 2985 nt
Organism: Candida tropicalis MYA-3404
Lineage: Eukaryota; Fungi; Ascomycota; Pichiomycetes; Serinales; Debaryomycetaceae
Product: Ran GTPase-binding protein
Exons: 1
Coding region: 1-2985 (994 amino acids)
Biological process (GO): tRNA re-export from nucleus
Cellular component (GO): nuclear pore; cytoplasm; nuclear matrix
Molecular function (GO): small GTPase binding; tRNA binding
Source: RefSeq, a predicted model, not a curated record
AUGGAACAACAAAUACAUCAAGCUGUGGAGAUAGCACUUAGUGGGACAGCUGAUCCUUCAUUGAAGACUCAAGCUUUUGAUUUUAUUAACCAAAUCAAAUCUACUCCCGAAGGUUAUAAAUCAUGUGUAGAAAUCUUGGUCAAAUCAUCUACUACCACCAUCAAUGAGGGUCUUAAAUUCUUCAUCUACCAAGUCAUUGAUGAGAAUAUCGAGCUACAACUAGCUAUUAAGUCAGAUGAGCAAUUGUACACUUUAAAUCAACAAGUUUUUAAAAUCUUGAAUGAUUAUAUUAAUUCAAACGUACGAGAUCCUACACAUUUAAGAAACAAAUUUGCACAGAUUUUUGGUAAAUUAUUUUGUCGAGUUUAUUUAAAUAUUUAUCCAAAUUUCAUUAAAGAUUUGUUUGUUUUAAUAGAUGGAAACAAUCAACUAGCUGUAGAUUAUUAUACCAGAAUUUUACUUGCCAUUCAUCUGGAAAUUGGCGACAAAUAUAUCACUAGGUCCCAAGAAAUUCAAGAAAGAAACAAUUUAUUAAAAGAUGGUAUCCGUGUUAAUGAUAUGCAACAGUUGGUUAAUAGUUGGAUCAAAAUCUUGUCAGAUCAUUCAAAUUCCGAUGAAAUCUUGGAUAAUACUUUAACUAUCGUUGGUCAAUACGUCAAUUGGAUGGAUAUUAGCUUGUUUAUUUCUCCUGGAUUUAUCAAUUCCAUUUUUGGAUACUUAACCAGAGAACAACAAAGAAACACCACUUGUGAAACUUUGGUUGAUAUCAUUGCGAAAAAAACGCCGCCAUCAAAUAAAUUGGAAUUGAUUGCUAUGUUGAACUUGACCGAUAUCAUUGGUUCUCUUGAUUUAACUGAUGAUAUCGAGUUUCUGGAAUACGUGUGCAAAUUAUUGAACCAAAUUGGUCAAGAAUUGUUAAUUGUAUUGGAAAACGAACCAAAUUUGAUUCAACAAGUCAAUGGACAAUUGUUUAAAUUAUGGCCAUCCAUUUUCACAUUCUUGAGUCAUGACUAUGAUGAUGUUUCUCAACACGUUUUCCCAUUCAUUCAACAAUUCUUGGGAAUUAGUAAGAAGCAUCGUGAUUUGUAUAAUAUGGAAUUGAUGUCAACUUUAUUGAAUAAAAUUAUCUUGAAAAUGAAAUACGACGAAGAUGACGAUGGAGUACUGGAUGAAGAUGCCCAUGCACAAUUUUUGGAAUUCAGAAGUAGAUUGAAGAUUUUCCAUGAUUCUAUUGCUGUAUUGGAACCUGAUUUAUACUUGAAUGCCAUUCCAAUAGUGAUCAAUGAAUCUAUCUUUGAUAACAGCAACCAUACCAAUUGGAGAAAGAUCGAAUUGGGUUUGUAUGAAUUGAACAAUUUUUCUGAUAGCAUUAGAAUGAAUGUUUUCCAAAUUCCUAAAAAAGAAAUUGAUCAAAGUAAACCAUAUAUGAUUUUUCAGGAAUUUUUAAUCAAAUUGAUCAAUGCCGAUUUUAUUUUAAAAAUCAAUCAUCCAGAAAUCCAAUCGGGUUUCUUUGAAUUGGUUGUCAAGCAUUAUAAUUUUUUAUCUAAUAAAGAUGACUUGAUUAUUCGUAUCCUAGAAAUCUUCACCAGCCCAUUGGGUUUGUUUAAUGAAUUUGAGAAAGUUCGAUUGAGAAGUUGGUACUUGUUUUUCAGAUUCAUGAAGUUAACUAAGCCAAAAUUGAACAACGAAGCUUUGAUAGAGUCGAUUGUGGUCAAGUUACAACCUUUGUUGGUGGUUAAAGCCGAGUUGCCAACACGAGACGAAGAUGACGAUGUUGUUGAUAACGGGAACUUUAACAAUCAACAAUAUCUUUUUGAAACUAUGGGUUUGUUAAUCUCAUUAAUUCCUGAAGAAAUGGCGGAGUUGAAACUGAAGUUGAUUGAUUUAAUAUUUCAACCUCUUUUCAGUGAUUUGGAAAAAUGUAUUUCCAUUUCAGAACCACAGCGUGAUGCUCUUGUUGUUUUACAAGCACAUCAUUCAUUAAUGGCCCUUGGUACAGUUGUUAGAGGCUAUGAUUAUGAAAAUGGGUUGAAGUUCUCCGUCGAAGUUGUCGAUAAAAUCAAUAACGCAGCUCAAGUUGUGUUGAUAACAUUAGAAAAUUUCCCGAAACAUGAAAUCAUCAGAGAUGCUGCCAGAUUUGCAUUUGCCAGAUUUAUCCCUAUUUUCAAGAACGGUUCAGUUAUCAGUUCUCAUUUAACUAAAUUGAUCACUGUUAUCUGGUCGGCACCUAAUUUAAAAAUCAGUGAAUUAAGUGACUUUUUAAGUUUCUUGGGACAAAUUGUGCAUAAUUAUCAAAAGGACGAAAAUAUUUAUCAGUUAUUAAACAAUUUUGUAACUCCAUUAUUUCAAAAAGUUUUUGAAACUUUAUCUAAUCCAGUUAUAGAAGAUGAAAGUUUACGACCAGAUAUCCUUAGAGAUAAAAAUACUUUAAAAAAAUCCUUGGUUAAUUUUAUCAGUUCAUUAGUUUUAAAUCAUUGCUCAAGUUUAUUAAUAACAGAAACCAACAGACAAGAGUUACCAGAAGUGAUGAACAAAAUAUUUGAUUAUUCAAUGGAUUUAAGUGAUCCAACAACUAGUAGGGCUGCAGUUACUCAAAUCACCAAUUUUGUAAAUAUUUUUGGUAAUGGUGGAAAAUUAGAGGAUAAUGAGGAUAAAUAUUCAACUGUUUUGCCACCAGUAAUUGGCAUCGAUACAUUUUUGAUGGAUAAAGCUAUUAAUCUAUCAUUUGUUUUACCAUUCAACAAUGCAGAAUUUAACUUAAAUGAUGCUCAAUAUAGAUUGAUUGCCCAAGAAUUGGCAAUUUUAUUGAAGUCAUUUGAAUUGAAGAAUUCUGAUGAAGUGAUUAAGAAUUUGGGUAAUUAUUUGAUCAACAUGGGAAUGUCACAAGAGUUGUGUAAUGAUUUCUGUUCAAAUUUGAAAAUUUUACAAAUGAAGGAUUUUAAAAAAUAUUUUGUUACUUUUGUAUCAAACAUGAAAGGUAAGUAA